GCCGAUGACUCCGUUUCAGUGAUAGACGUUACUACCAAGCCACGUCCAACGCCAUCCGACUUAAGACUAAGUUUUCCUUUCCGGUGAUGACGACGGGUAUCGCCGUGCGAUAGAAUAGAGCUCUCAUCAUGUCAAAUUACAACCCAAACCAAGAUUACUACUACGACUGGUCAAGCCAGCAACAUCAGCAACCUUACUACGACACGCCCCAACAAGGCUUCGGCAGCGACCCACAAUUCGGUACGUUCGACUACUCUUCUCAAGGCCCAAACAGUGGCUACGGUGAUGCAUCAGCCUACAUCGGGGGUUCCUCCCUCUACACGGGAAGCAUUCUCACACCAGACUCUACCAUUCCUCCACCGUACGGCGACACGAAUGGCAUAGACGACGACUUCGAGAAUGAACCACCUCUGCUCGAAGAACUCGGUAUAAACUUCGACCAUAUCAUGCAGAAAACCGUGGCUGUUCUCAACCCCAUCAAGGAUCCGGACGCAGUCAUCUUACAAGAAACGGAUCUUGCGGGGCCCUUGGUUUUUUGCAUGGCUUUUGGAGGCUUUCUGCUGCUCUCUGGCAAAGUGCAUUUCGGUUACAUAUACGGCAUCGGUGUUUUAGGCUGCAUCGCCAUGUAUUCCCUUUUGAACUUGAUGAGUGCGUCCGGAAUUUCUGUGGGAUGUACCGUCAGUGUCUUGGGUUAUUGUCUCCUACCCAUGGUGGUCCUUUCGGGUUUGUCCAUUUUAUUUUCCCUAAAGGGCAGCGUAGGGACCUUUAUGGCACUUGCUGUUGUAGUCUGGUGUGCGCUAUCAGCGUCCAAGUUGUUUGUCACUGCGCUUGCGAUGGAUAGGCAGCAGCCCUUGGUCCUCUAUCCCUGCUCCCUCUUGUAUGGUGUGUUCGCGUUGCUCACUAUAUUUUAGUGCAUGCAAAUCCCAAGUCUUCAAUGUGUGCUUUAUGUCAGCAAUCUUUUGUUGUUCAGAAAAAUUGUCCUCCAUUUUAGUCUCACAUACUGCGUGUGAAGUCGUACGCGGCCUGCAAAAGCUUGUGUAUUGCAAGAAGACAAGAACCCUGUGUGGAAUGACUUACUGUAGUGAAAGUGAGUUGAUGUAUGGAGUCAACACGAAAUAAAGCUGCACUUUCGGUACUAAGC
This is a messenger RNA of Ornithodoros turicata, 1141 nucleotides long. It is a transcript of the gene Yip1d1, whose product is annotated as protein YIPF5-like. The record is from RefSeq and is a predicted model, not a curated record. The transcript has a single exon. Gene Ontology annotation, biological process: vesicle fusion with Golgi apparatus; endoplasmic reticulum to Golgi vesicle-mediated transport. The coding region runs from base 129 to 911 and encodes 260 amino acids. Gene Ontology annotation, cellular component: trans-Golgi network; membrane. NCBI's taxonomy places the organism in Eukaryota, Metazoa, Arthropoda, Arachnida, Ixodida, Argasidae.